AUGUCCACCAAACCGAAACAAGAGGCCAAGGUCGCUGUCCUCAAAGGACAAGAAGCGGAGGACAAGGUGUUGGAGUAUGUCAAAAAGAUGAAUCGACCAUAUGGCGCUGUCGACGUCGCGGCCAAUCUGAAAGGAGCUGUUCCCAAGACCGCUACGCAGAAAAUCCUUGUCGCACUGGCGGAAAAAGGAGAGCUGACGCAGAAGGUGUAUGGCAAGACCACCUUCUUCGUUUACAAUCAAGAGAAGAUCGAUUCUUUGCCUCCCGACAAAAUUGCAGAUCUCAAGAGUGAGCUUGCGAAAAUCGAGGGUGAGAACAAGGCUCUCGCUGCGGAGGUCAAGUCCCAUUCAUCAGAGCUUGCAAAGAUCAAGGCAACACCUACGGACGAGGAAAUAGACCGACAGAUUGCUGAUGUUCAGAAAGCGGUGUGGUAG
This is a messenger RNA of Cyclocybe aegerita, 432 nucleotides long. The record is from the annotation of a GenBank genome assembly. Lineage: Eukaryota; Fungi; Basidiomycota; Agaricomycetes; Agaricales; Hemipholiotaceae.